AUGAUUACUGCAGUAACAGGUAUUGACCUGAUAGCAAAGAAGUUUAGUAAACAUCAAACAUGCUAUAUCAACUACACACGAAUUUCAAGAGAAACAAAAACAAAAAAUUCAGCUCCUUCUUCUGAAAGAGAUACUACCGGUGACUUUCAAUCGGUUUGCAACGUGAUUGAAAAGCUUGUGCUAUGGCAACAAAAAUGUGUUUCAAUGGAAACCAUAGUUUCUGUUUCAAAGGCCAUCGAGGCAAAAAUGCAAUCUGAACAACAUUUUUCCGACGAAGGUAGAGGGCACUUUGCCACCGGAAAGGGCCUGCCCCCGCCCCUCCCGGUUCCUACGCCCUACACCAAAGAUAUUAUAUUACCGGAAGAUCAAUUCCGGUCGGUAGUCUCUACGAGCCUUAAGGACCACAGUUUUCAAAAAAGCUAUAGUUUAACGUCUUGAAUGUUGUUGUCAGGCUAUCUGAGAGAUCGAUGAAUCAAUUUUUAAAAUUGCGAAUUCUGCACGUAUAUAUACAAUGCAAAUACGUGAUCGCCAAAUACAAAUUGAGCUGAACCGCGGAGUCUUCAGCGAAGGCACUUCGUCUGAAAGUUAGGACUCCUACAAGUCCUGGUGAAUAGGGUUUAUUAUUUUAAAUUAACAGAAUUGAAUAUGAGCAACUGUAUACACGCAAGCGUAUUACUACAAACAGAUAAACAAAUAUAGAUAUCUAAAUAUGAACAAGAAAGAAAUCUGUGCAAUAUCAGGGAUACUCUGUAGAUAAGUGUACCCUCUUUACAUAAACAUAUUUGACAAAUCCAUACUGAUGAAAUCUGUUAGGGGGCUGUUGACCAAUCUCGUACGAGAUUGGCUGUUAGCCUGUUGACACGAGCCGGGCCUGCCUCGCCGGAUGAAUCAUGAUUUUUUCCAAGAAAGGUCGUUCCGUGAUUAUGAAAGAUCCCUGGAAAGCUGAAUACUGUUACUGGAAUCCGCAAACUAAGCUAAUUUAACUGUAAUUAAAUCCAAAACAAAAAUUGUUAACAGUUUCAUUUUCAUUCGAGAAUGAAAUUGUUAACAAUUUACCGAGUGUUGAAUUAGAAAUCUCUGUGGCAACCGUAAUUUUCAUCCAACUUUGAAAUGUCAUUUUGGAUAUGUUUAUCAAAACCGGCAAUAACUUUAUUGCACCAGCCCUGCUAAAUAUGGCAUAAUCGGCGUUUUAAAACCUUGUAAAUCUUAAAUUACUCUUCGGCAAUUUAAUAUAUAGCGUCAGCGCGGAAAUUCCUGCAUUAUGGGUGCAGUCAUGGUUACUUAAAAUUUGCAUGAAAGCAAGUGAUUAUAAUUUAGUUUAAAUACAAUUUGUAUUAAGUGGAAACCGAAAUAUAUCAGGGUUGUUAACUGUUAAGCUGAAUCGAAGACACAACAAAUCUACAGCGAAAUGAUUUCAUUUCAUGUAAAAUCUGUCGUUUGCGUUGGUUUGGUCGCAUGUGUAUAAUGGCGGUACGGUGAUGGUGAGAUUUUUGCUCUAAGCGGUUAAUGACCCAUAUAAUGAGAUUCUGGUCUGCCUUUGUUCCCUUUAAAGAGUGUUAAUUCCGCUCCUUUAUAAUCCAAGUCACCAACGACAUGAUCAGCAACCAAGUUCACAACACACUUUCAAAUUGUCAUUGAGAAAACUAAUUGCCGCCGAACUCAAUGUGAGUCAGGCUAUGUAAGAAAUCACGCGAUUUUGUAGGAAAUCACGCAAUUUUGUAAGAAAUCACGUGAUUUUGGCAAAAAUAAUGGACUGCGGAGAAAACCAUUGCUGUUUGAACCACUUUUGCUUUCGCCAGAAAAUUUCGUCUCUGAAUUCGUUUUGACCAUGUUUAAAUGAAAGCAAUAAGCGGCAUCUCGACCUGCUGAGGAGAAAAGCUGCGAAAUAUUGAUGGCUAGUUUCCUCUAUGUGUGUUUUUUAUUCAGUUUUUAACAUUUUCCUCCCAAAUAUCGCAGCGGAAACUAAACAACUACAAGGAUUGUGUGUCGUGACGUCAAUAUAACUUUCCGAAUAACACUUAGCCGUGGCUACAUAGCUUCGUUUCCGUGAUCAGGAUACAUCGGCCGUUAGAGCGCCUUAUCCUGUUUCUAUGAUAUAAUUAUAAACAGGUCACUUUAUUUUCACUAUAAUAUAACUGAAUGAUUUCGCAAAUGUGUCAUUUGUAACAUGAUAAAAGACUCUAAAUAAACUGAAAAUCUCAAUCACAAAAACGAGGCUUUAUGGCCAAGAAUGAACACUUUCUGGAAGGAUGUACAAGUUAACAUGCACCGUGGGCCGUAAACGAACGAAAUUCAAUAUAGCCUCAUUAAGAAACGAGACAAUCGUUAAAUCACUGCUCCUUAUUGGCUGCCGCCACUCCAAUGGACCUAUAUUCCCUAAUGAACAAAAUUUUGACCUAUACAAGUCUAGAUAACUUCAUCACAGAUUAAAAGAGCAUUACAAAAUUAGUAAUGUUCCGAAGUUUCGUUGCGAAAUGUAGUAAAAUGCGAAUAAUAUAGCCCUGCGAAGUUUGCCGUUUUUCAGUCAUUUUGUAUUACGCACGCGGGAAAUUGAUAGACCGCUUUCUGAAAAAGGUAUCAAUUUCCCGCGCGUUGAAAAAAUGUUCGAAGAGCGAUCUUCUGGCACUCAACGAAAAGUAGGAUUGACUUCUACUUUUCGUCCAGCGCCUGACAACCGCCAAAUUUUUAACUAAUGCCUUGUACUUUAGUUUAUUGGUGGUAUAGUACAUUGUCAUAAAAGUCAUCAAGUGGAGAUUCGCCUAAUAGCAAUCGAAGCGUUUGCAUGCGAUUCGUCAUCGCGACGCGAAUUUUCAAUUUUCAAUGACAUUUAACUUUACUAUUUUUCUAUGUUUUUCAAAUAUUCGGAACCACUUAAGCAAUUUGGUCUGCAUAUCUUGUAAAUUUUUUUGAAAAUUCGCGUCGCGUUGUCGAAUCGCGUUCGGUCUGUAUGGGCCUUUAAGGUCCAUACAGACCGAACCCGAUUCGACAACCCGACGCGAAUUUUCAGUUUUUAAAAAGAAAUAAAACCGUCAACGGAUAAAAAAUUUACAAGAUAUGUAGACCAAAUAACUAAAAUUGCUUAAGUAGUUCCGAAUAUUUGAAAAGCAUAGAAAAAUAUUGAAGUUAAUUUAAUUAAAUGUCAUUGAAAAUUGAAAAUCGCGUCGCGUUGCCAAAUCGCGUCCGGUUUGUAUGGACCUAUAAUGACGUCAAACGCGAAAAAACAAUUUAUGCAUUGUCAUUGUCUGCGUUUGACGUCAUUAUAAGAAGGUCUAUUUGUCGUUUAAUUUUAACAAGCAGUAUGCAUAUGUGAUCUCAUUUGCACAUAUUAUUAUAUGACAAAUUUACAUGACUGAAAAAAACGUUCAGUAAAAAACAAAUUUCAAAGAAACAAGACAUCUUGAGAAUACAAUACUUCAAAAUAAGACGCAGGUUGAGACUGUAAAUUUUCGAAUAACUUCCUUUACGUGCUUCGGUGCAUGUUAACUAAUGAGGAAGUUCCUUCGUUUACGUGCUUCCGUGCAUGUUAACUAGUGCAAGGGCUGAAUAUAAAGAGCGUUUGUCCCGCUGUGUCUGCAUGAAACUGCAACAGUCAGAUUGUGCUGUCGCUUAAAACCUUAGUUUAAGUUAUAUUUGGUAUUUUGUUAGGUAUGGAUGAAGUUACAGUAGAGUUCGACUACAAUCGGAACGAAAACACCACAAGACAUCAUACAAAUGAAUAUGAGAACGACGUCUUAGUACUACGUCGCGGUGCGAUGUUUGAUUUAGGACUCAUAUUUAAUGAUGUUGCUCCUCAAGAUAUUCAAGAGCCUGUUCUACAAUUUAGUAUUG
This is a messenger RNA of Paramuricea clavata, 3828 nucleotides long. The record is from the annotation of a GenBank genome assembly. Lineage: Eukaryota; Metazoa; Cnidaria; Anthozoa; Malacalcyonacea; Plexauridae.